Messenger RNA from Cuscuta europaea, 922 nucleotides. NCBI's taxonomy places the organism in Eukaryota, Viridiplantae, Streptophyta, Magnoliopsida, Solanales, Convolvulaceae. The record is from the annotation of a GenBank genome assembly.
AGAUUAUAUACGAAGUUUAUGUUAUAUUGAUCAGAAUUCACUUAUUAAUAUCUUGAUCAACUGCCAUUGAUAUCCCCAGAUAUCAACGUUCAAGUCAAUAAUGCAACUGGUUAGCAUCAUAUGCAUGGAGGCUGCGGCAGCAGACAGGAACAUCGAAGGAAAAUAUUCCAGGAAAUUAGAUCUUAGUGCCCCGCUUUUAUCUGCCAGGCGCCCGACAACACCUAGAAUUCGCAGGUUAAUUCACCCGAACACGAAUGAAAAUCGAAUUCCAUUUUCUUGGGAGGAGAGCGCGGGGAGGCCGAAGGAUAAUAAUCUGCAGCAGGCUGAUCACGGUAACGGGCUAAUCUGGCCCGUUCCCAAACCGCCUCCAGGGUGUCAAGGGGACAGAGAGCUUCUGUACUCCGACGCUCUUGACGUUUCCAUGUCAAGCGAAUCUUUUUCGUCAGAUAAUACAGCUGAUAGUAACAACAACAAUAACAACAACAAUAACAGCUAUAAGACUCGUAGAAAUAUGUUUUCGAGAGCGGAUGAUUUAGAGCCCGGGGAUUUGAUCUUUCUAAGGUUCUUGAAGGAUGCUAAGGCGCUAGCGACGGAUCCAUCGGUCAAUGGUGGUCAGCCUGAAUCAAGUUUUGCUCGAGCACUGGACGGGAGACAACUUUACUGCGAGUCUCUCACCAGCUGCACUGGCAAGGCGUGCGGCGGAUGGGACAUUCUUCUGCCAUGGCGGGUGAAGCCGGAGGCAACUGAUAGUGGCAAGUUGAGGAACUCCGUUGGGUUGGUGGCUUCUUCUAGAGUGGUAGAUGCCUCAUUGGGACACUAUUGUUAAAACCCAACAUAAGAGCGUAAUUAUGUUUUAAUUUUAAACUAAUAUACUAGUAGUUCCUUCCAAAUUUAUUCCCAAAUUAAUUUACAAUUUGUUGAA